UCUUUUUCCGGGUUCUGUUGAAUCAAGUGACUCUAAGGUUUCUACUCGCUGCUCUGUAGAGACCGCUUGAUAUGCCGUCUAAGCGUUUCCUUACGACAGCUUCUCGUGUCGCUUGUGCUGUCGCGAUUCUAGUAAUCUGCUCGGUGGAGUCCCUCAGUCCUAGUGGCAAGAAUGUUUGCUCUAGAUCAGUAAGCUUUUCAACGAAGUACCAACAGUCAUACCAGUACUCGUGGAGGGAGCGAUACACCACAAGCUGUGGUUUCUGGGGCUGGGGGCGAUGCACUCGCUACAGGACCCGAUAUGGAACAAAGUACAGAGAUGCAUACAAACAAGCUUACAAAGCUGAGUACCAGUGCUGCUCGGGCUGGGAACCACAGGGUGACCAGUGUACUCUCGCAAUCUGCCAAACAAAAAAGUGUAUCCAUGGAAAGUGCACUAUGCCAGAGUUUUGUGGGUGUGACCCAGGGUACUACGGUCCCAAAUGCGAUAGAGAGUGCCCGUCAAACAAAUGGGGUCCACACUGUACGCAUGACUGCGAAUGCCAAAACAACGCAAAGUGUCUCGCGCAUAACGGGAGCUGCGCAUGCGCCAUGGGCUGGCAAGGAGUGCACUGCGAGAGACCAUGUGAUCCUGGUUACUAUGGUAACUGCAAAAAGGCAUGCCAGUGUCUUAAUGGAGCUUCGUGUAAUCACGUGACUGGUAACUGCACGUGUGCGCCAGGGUAUACGGGAGAAAGGUGUGAGGCCAAGUGUCCAGCUGGUACUUUUGGCCAAGAAUGUAUUAACAAAUGCUCUUGCAUGAACGGAGCAGUCUGUGAUCACGUAAAUGGCACGUGUAACUGUACUGCGGGGUGGAAAGGGGAGAUAUGCAACACUCGAUGUCCCAAAGGGUACUAUGGCUAUGGGUGUUCGAAGAAAUGCUCCAACUGCCAGCACGGAGCGACGUGUGAUCCUGUGAACGGCACAUGUUCCUGUCAGACGGGAUGGACUGGAGAAAACUGUGACAUUACAUGUAGUCAGGGAAGGUGGGGCGUCGGUUGCCAAGGCACGUGUGACUGUAAGAAUAAUGCUACGUGUUCACCUUUCACCGGUCAGUGUAACUGCACGUCUGGCUUUACGGGGGAUCGAUGUGAGAAACAGUGCGCCGGAGAUUCUGGCGGUGUGGACUGCAGGCAGCACUGUAACUGUACCGAGUGGGGCACGUGUAACCCUUUCACCGGAAAGUGUCUAUGUCAGUCUGGUUUCUAUGGAGAAGAUUGUGGAGCCGAGUGCCCCGACGGUACCUACGGUCCAGCCUGCACCGCGCACUGCAAGUGUCAAAAGAACGCUACUUGUGAUAAAAUCGAUGGCACCUGUCAAUGUAAGCCAGGGUGGACUGGCAUCGAUUGUGGUAACCCUUGCCCUGCUGGUUACUAUGGUGAAAACUGCCAAUCAAAAUGUCUGUGUCAAAACAUGGCUUCAUGUGACCCUGUUGAUGGGAAAUGUACGUGUGUGGGCGAAUGGCAGGGAGAAGCAUGUGAUUUGAAAUGUAGUGAUUGGACGUUUGGAGUAAAAUGUUCAAAUUCUUGUCGGUGCAAUCAAACUCAGUCGGAAAGGUGCCAUGGACUUUCCGGGAAGUGCUUUUGUAAGGACGGGUUCACGGGACAGGGAUGUGAGCAGAGCAUCAAAUGCUCUCCGGGUAAAUACGGAAAUAAGUGUGAGAAGACUUGCAGCUGUAAUAACAACUAUUGUGAUGUUGUCACCGGUGUUUGCAACUGUCCCCAUGGAUACGAGCGCCCAACAUGCACGCAGUGUGUACCAGGGAUGUAUGGUUACGAAUGCAAGCAGAAAUGCAUUUGCAAGAACGGAGGGAAGUGUGAUCACGUGACUGGCUUAUGUAGGUGCAGUGCGGGUUGGAUUGGCGCUGUAUGUGGUGAAGGAUGCCCGUUGGGUAAUUAUGGCAUGAACUGUAACAGCACAUGUAACUGCGAGCAUGACUCGUCGUGUGAUCACAUGACUGGCAAAUGCGACUGCUCGCCAGGCUGGGAGGGAGAACGGUGCCAACACAAGUGCAAUGAAAGUUUCUAUGGACGCGGUUGUCAAUCUGCCUGUCAGUGUUACGAUGACAACACUAAAUCCUGUGAUCACGUGACUGGUAGAUGCUACUGCAAGGCUGGUUGGACAGGCAGAGAGUGUACACGAUAUUGUCCGGUGGGAGCGUUUGGAGAAAAGUGUGCUAGCCGCUGCACAUGCGUAGAGGAAUCUUCAGCAAUUUGUGAUCACGUGACUGGAGCCUGCGAAUGCAUGCCAGGCUACACUGGUCAGCGAUGUGAAAUAAAAUGUCCAGACCUCUACUUUGGUAUGAACUGUGCUGGAAAAUGCGUUUGCGAGCUGCCCGAUAUGAUAAAGAAAUGCGAUCACGUGAGUGGCAUGUGUUACUGCCGGCCUGGUCGCAUAGGUAGUGUGUGCAAUGAAACGUGUCCGGAUGGCUAUUACGGCGAAGGAUGUUUAGAAGUCUGUGCAUGUCAAAACAAUGCUACCUGUGAGCCCGCGAAUGGAUGUAACUGCACAAGAGGUUUUACAGGCAAAUAUUGCGAGGAAGAACCCUCGGCCGCCCCCAAAGGCAAGAUUGAUAGUCAGAAAGGCGCGAAAUCCAAAGCUACAAUGUUCGCCGUUAUUGGCAUCAUCGCUGGAAUAACAGUGAUAAUUAUUAUUUUGAUACUGGUCUAUUUACGCCGUAAGCACAUCGCACCUACAGGACGACCUAAAAGCGUUUCUUCGCGUAAAUUACUCCGAUCAAGAAAAGAGGAUCCGCAGAGAAAAGACGAGGUCGCCAUGAACCCCAUUUACGACAAUACAGUUCCGCAGAGUGUAACCAAGCAUGGCUCACAGAAGUCGGUCUCCAACCCUAACUACGGUCGAACCAUAGAUGCGCAUUGUGUGACACAAGAGCCGGCUCGCACGCAUGCUCAAUCGGAAGCAGCAGACAACCCGCUGUACGAUACUACCACGGACGUCAUUGCGCAACAGGAUAACCCGCUUUACGAAGGUGUAUCGAUUGAUGCCGAGAGCAACCCGAAAGACAUGAAUCCCUUGUACGAGUGCAGCCCGACCGCUAGCAGUGUGCCGUACGACGCCGCCAGUAAUAAUAUCUACGAAGGUCUACCUGCUGAUUUUUGCGGUGGAUCACCCUCGGCGCCGCUUAACAAUGCCGGUUCCCAUAGCAACACCAAUAACAUAUACGAGGGCCUGCCAGCAGACUACUGCGGCAGCACAACGCCCCUAAAAGAUGAUGGACCCACUGCAGACUUUAACCCGAUAUACGACGACGGGUUACGUAGUCAUGGUAAUGAUGGCCCACAAUCUAAUUCCGAAGACGCUUAUGGAGAAGAUUCUGCCAAUAUGAAUCCCCUCUAUGAAGAAAUGCCUCAACACAAGCCACGCUCAAUCUCAUUCACGAAACAAACGCCUGCAUUAUACGCUAAACUAAACAACGAACAGCCACCAUCCGACGGUCCGCCGAAACAACUACGAAAACGCACCGACUCCAAACCGAGGCCCCCUCCUCACGGUGCUCACCUAGCCGAGGAUGAGAUUCCAUUUAGCCAAGAUACCGCCGGUGGUGGGUCACGUGAUAAUGUCGCAUUUGAUAACUCGGAUCUCUAUAUGAUGAAUAAGUUGUACGGCGCGCUGGGCCAUGAGGACUCCCACCAUCUCAAAUUCACAUGAAAAGAGGCCAUAUCUUUUUGUCUAGAAGUUAGGUAUACGUUCUUUACCAAGGUUUUACCUAACAGCUACUCUCCUUCGCUCUAAUAAACGGAACAUUUUGGCCAGCACCUUCCGCAACUCCGUUUCCAGGGACUUCUUGGAGUCGAGAAAUUCACGGUGGUAGUCAAUUUCAAGAUAGCGAAAAGUUGAACCACGUCACACAACUUAAAGUUCCCCAUCUGUUUAUCCCCCCCCCUCAUUAAGCUUCUCCCUCUCUGCCAAAAUGUUCAAAUACCCACUCCCCUUUCGCUUUCCCUCAGCUUGAGGUGUGACAUGUUUAUAGAGUAUAUGUAAUUCUAGUGUGGUUUUCAGUCAGCAUAAACAAAUGUAAACAAGACAUAAGUAUACUACUAGGUUGAAAUAAUAAGUAGACAUUCAAUGUGUAUAUUAGCGAGGUGAAAUACAUGCUUCGACCAGUGGGUUUGUA
Molecule: messenger RNA, 4173 nt
Organism: Nematostella vectensis (starlet sea anemone)
Lineage: Eukaryota; Metazoa; Cnidaria; Anthozoa; Actiniaria; Edwardsiidae
Product: multiple epidermal growth factor-like domains protein 11
Exons: 21
Coding region: 72-3707 (1211 amino acids)
Molecular function (GO): scavenger receptor activity; protein binding
Source: RefSeq, a predicted model, not a curated record